Angiostrongylus costaricensis is the source of this 912-nucleotide messenger RNA. Lineage: Eukaryota; Metazoa; Nematoda; Chromadorea; Rhabditida; Metastrongylidae. The record is from the annotation of a GenBank genome assembly.
AUGCCAGAAGAAGGCGUAACUCUUUCACCGUCGUCCCAUUUGCUCACUUCAGAUGAGAUCGUCAGACUGGUGGAAUUAUUCGCCAGUCAUGGUAUUGACAAAGUUCGACUCACAGGUGGUGAACCAACAAUACGGAAAGAUAUUGUAGAGAUUCUGGAUAAUAGAGAGGUAGCUGGUCGAAUUUACCACUUAGGAAGAAUUAAAAAUGUGCCGGGUAUCAAAGAUAUUGGAAUAACGUCCAACGGCAUCGUUUUGGCAAAGAAACUACAACAACUUCAAGAUGCUGGUUUAACAAAGGUAAAUAUCAGUUUGGAUACGUUGAAUCAACAGAAAUUUAUGUUGAUGACAAGGAGAAAUGGCUUUACUAAAGUAAUGAAAUGUAUUGAUCUUGCUGAGGAUUUGUUUCCCAUAGUAAAAGUCAACACAGUAGUCAUGAGAAAUGUGAAUGACGACGAAGUGAACGACUUUGUUAAAUUGACGACUGGUAGGAGACUGGACGUCCGUUUCAUUGAAUAUAUGCCAUUUGGCGGAAAUCAUUUCUCCAAAAAGAAAUUCAUCGACUAUAAAAGUUUGUUGGCCGUCAUCGAGAAAACGUUCCACGGGUUGGUUCGUCGACUACCGGAUGCACCAAACGAAACCACAAAGGGCUACCAAAUAGAAGGUUUCGUCGGAAGAUUUGGAUUUAUAACAUCAAUGAGCGAGCAUUUUUGCGGCACAUGUAAUCGUCUGCGCAUAACGGCCGAUGGAAACCUUAAGGUUUGUGAUAUAUCUCUUUCUUUGGUGCUUUUCAGUAAGAAGCAAGGAGCCUUUGUUUACCAAAGAAAGUAUUUGUUCACGGCUAUGAAAACUCUGCGAGUUAUUCUUAAUUCUAUACUUCUUUUCUCUUUCGUGCUCACUACUUUAAUUUUUUAG